Messenger RNA from Anthostomella pinea, 999 nucleotides. NCBI's taxonomy places the organism in Eukaryota, Fungi, Ascomycota, Sordariomycetes, Xylariales, Xylariaceae. The record is from the annotation of a GenBank genome assembly.
AUGUCUCUCACAGUCAUCAAGAGCCGUCCCUCGGCAGACGGUGACUUCCAGCCUCUGAGCGAGUACCAGGACCAGACACCCGAGACCUUCUUCGACGGCAAACCUAUUCUGUACUACCACGACGAGAACAUCAAGGCCUGGGUUUCCGAGGAACAAUACGAGAGCCUGUACUUCUUCUCAAAGGCCUCCGCAGAGAACGAUGCUAGCGUCCACCCGAGCUCGCCCGAGUCGCAAGCGCUCCAGAACAAUGGAGGCACGCAUCUGCGCGAGGAGAAGAAGGUCGAGGUAUUCGUCGGAUCUAGCAAGCUGAUCCUGUUCUCCCACAAGAGCGGUACCGGCAUCGAGAUACCCUACCCCGCCGUCACCCUUCACGCGAUCAAGAACUUCAGUCAUCUAGAAAAGCCCGACGAUGCCGCGUCCAACUUUCUUGGAGUCUACAUGCAGCUCGAGUUUGCAGGCGCCGGCGCAGACGACGAUGAGAGCUUCGACCCGAUCGAAUUGACGCUUGUCCCUUACAAGCCACUGUCCGAAGACAGUCCCAACCCCGAAUCAUCUACCGUUGACGCCCUCAAUGCCGAGAGAACGAACGCGUUAUUCAACCAGAUAUCGUCCUGCUCGAACCUAAACCCCGACCCGCGCGACGAUGAGGAAGAUGAGGAGGAAGACAGCGCGGACCGCAUCAUAUUUGAGGGUAGCGCCGAGCACGGAGCAGCCGUCGACGGGCUACCUGGGGUACUGCUGGGCGACAGCACUGGCGGCCUGCCACCUCCCAUGCCUGGAAGCUCGGGUUGGAUCACGGCAGAGAACGUGGACCAGUAUUCCGACGCAGACGGUAAUUGGAUUGGCGGUCAAGACGGCCAGGAUGGUGAGGAUGGUAUCAGUGGUGAGCUCGGGGAGGGUGCUGGCCGGGUUCGUGAUCGAGACGAAGCUGAGAAAGAUGGCGCAAAUAGCCAUGAUGAUGCUGAUGAUACCGAAUCGAAGCGACCGCGCACCGAAUGA